ACAUGUUUUGUUAAAAUAAAUAAAUAAAUAAAUAAAAGAGGUGGGUUAGACGUCACACACACAUCUAACAUUUGACUUGCUAUUGAAAAAUGAGAAGAGAAACAGAGAAAAUGUUUCUCUUUUAUGUGAUGAUAAGAUAGAGAAACAGAGAAAAUGUUUCUCUUUGUAUGUGAUGAUAAGAUAGGAAGACAUCAAGAGAUGGCCAGGUGUUAGAUCUUAGAUGCAUUUCUACCUAAAAGAUCAAGAAAUGGCCUAAGUGUUAGAAUAUUGCUUGCUUAACCAAACGCCUAUUAGAAUAUUGCUUGCUUAACCCAACACCUAAUAAUCAGAAACUAUAGCUGACAAUCCCCUCUACCUACCUAGUAGAAUUCAGCUUUCCUCUGCAUUUUCUGCAGGUUUGCCAUUGAUGAUUGAUGAUCCAUCCAUGCAUCUCAAGCCUCACUCCAUCGUCUCCUUCCUUGUGCUGUUGCUACUCUUCCACGCGGCGGCGGCCGGUGGUGAUGGCGAUCAGUUCAGGUACGACGGCUUCGCCGGCGCGGCGCUCGACCUCGACGGCAUGGCCGUGGUGGAGCCGGACGGCAAGCUCAUGCUGACGAACGUCACGUCCCAGAUGAAGGGCCACGCGUUCCACCCGGCGCCGCUCCGGUUCCACCACCCGCCGCCGGCGAACGGCACCGCCGCCGCGGCGAGGUCGUUCUCGACCGCCUUCGUGUUCGCCAUCGCCGCCGACUACGUCACGGUGAGCGGCAACGGUCUCGCCUUCUUCGUCGCGCCGAGCAAGAACAUGUCCACGGCGUCGCCGAGCCAGUUCUUGGGCCUCUUCAACAGCGAGAACAACGGCAACGCCAGCAACCGCGUCUUCGCCGUCGAGCUCGACACCAUCCUCAACCCGGAGUUCCGGGACAUCAACAGCAACCACGUCGGCGUCGACGUGAACGGCCUGGUGUCCGUCGCCGCCGAGCCCGCCGGCUACUACGACGACGCCACCGGCGGCGCGUUCAAGAACCUGACGCUCUUCAGCGGCGCCGCCAUGCAGGUCUGGGUGGACUACGACGGCCGCGCCGCGGUGGUGAACGUGACGCUGGCGCCCGUCGAGGUGGCCAAGCCGAGGAGGCCCCUCAUCUCCGUCGCCGUCGACCUCUCGCCGGUGGUGAACGGCACGGCGUACGUCGGGCUCUCGUCGUCGACGGGGCCGUUCCACACGCGCCAUUACGUGCUCGGCUGGAGCUUCGCCAUGGACGGGCCCGCGCCGCCGCUCGACUACGCGAAGCUUCCCAAGAUGCCGGUCGUGAGCGCCAAGCGGCGGUCCAAGGCGCUCGACGUCGUCAUUCCGGUGGCCGCGCCGCUCCUCGCGCUCGCCGUGGUCGCCGGCGUCUCCUUCCUCGUGUGGCGGCGGCUCCGGUACGCCGAGCUCCGGGAGGACUGGGAGGUGGAGUUCGGCCCGCACCGGUUCGCGUACAAGGACCUGUUCGUCGCCACCGCCGGCUUCGACGGCAAGCGGCUGCUCGGCGUCGGCGGGUUCGGCCGCGUGUACCGGGGCGUGCUCCCGGCGUCCGGGACGGAGGUCGCCGUGAAGAUCGUGUCGCACGACGCGAAGCAAGGGAUGAGGCAGUUCGUCGCCGAGGUCGUCAGCAUCGGCCGGCUCCGCCACCGCAACGUCGUGCCGCUGCUCGGCUACUGCCGCCGGCGAGGCGAGCUCCUGCUGGUGUACGACUACAUGCCCAACGGCAGCCUGGACCGGUGGCUGCACGACCACGGCGCGCCGCCGCUCGGCUGGGCGCAGCGGCUGCACGCCGUCCGCGGCGUCGCCGCCGGCUUGCUCUACCUCCACGAGGACUGGGAGCAGGUGGUCGUCCACCGCGACGUCAAGGCGAGCAACGUGCUCCUCGACGGCGAGAUGAACGCGCGGCUCGGCGACUUCGGGCUGGCGAGGCUGUACGACCGCGGCGCCGACCCACAGACGACGCGGGUGGUGGGCACCAUGGGCUACCUCGCGCCGGAGCUCGCGCACACGCGGCGGGUCACGCCGGCGACCGACGUGUUCGCGUUCGGGUCGUUCGUCCUGGAGGUGGCGUGCGGGCGGCGGCCGAUCGAGCGCGGCGGCGCCAUGACCGCCGCCGCCGACGAGGACGGCCAGCUCGUGCUCGCCGACUGGGUGCUCGACCGGUGGCACAAGGGCGACAUCGCCGCCGCGGCGGACGCGCGGCUGUGCGGCGACUACGACGCCAAGGAGGCGGCGCUGGUGCUCAAGCUGGGACUCCUCUGCUCCCACCCGGUGGCCGCCGCGAGGCCGACGAUGCGGCAGGUGGUGCACUUCCUCGACGGCGACGCGCCGCUGCCGGAGCCGGAGCCCACGUACCGGAGCUUCACCACGCUGGCCAUGAUGCAGAACGCCGACGGCUUCGACUCAUGCGCCGUCAGGGACCUGUCGGCGGCGAUGCCGCAGCAGUAUCUCGGGAUGUUCAACGCCAGCGGCAACGGCGACGCGCGGAACCGGAUCUUCGCCGUGGAGUUCGACACGGUGCGCAACCCGGAGUUCGCGGACAUCAACAACAACCACGUCGGCGUCGACGUCAACAGCCUCAACUCCUCGGCGGCCGCCACGGCGGGCUACUACGACGACGCCACGGCGGCGUUCCAGAACCUGAGCCUGAUAAGCCGGCAGCCGAUGCAGGUGUGGGUGGACUACGACGCCGCCGCGGCGGAGGUCACCGUGGCCAUGGCCCCGGCGCGGCGGCCGCGGCCCAAGAAGCCGCUCCUCUCCACGGCCGUCAACCUCUCCACCGUCGUCGCCGACGCGGCGUACGUCGGCUUUUCGUCGGCGUCCAGCAUCGUGCUGUGCAAGCAUUACGUCCUCAGCUGGAGCUUCCGCCUCGGCGGCGGCGGCGCCGCCCCGGCGCUCGACUACGCCAAGCUGCCCAAGCUACCCCGCAUUGGGCCCAAGCCUCGGUCCAAGGCGCUCACCGUCGCGCUGCCCAUAGUCACCACGGCGAUCGUGCUCACCGCCGUCGCCGUCGGCUUCCUCCUCCUCCGCCAGCGGCUCAGGUACGCCGAGCUGCGCGAAGAUUGGGAGGUUGAAUUUGGGCCGCAUCGGUUCUCAUUCAAAGAUCUUUACGACGCCACCGGCGGGUUCAAGGACAAGCGGCUGCUCGGCGCCGGAGGAUUCGGGAGAGUGUACAAGGGCGUGCUACCUCGGUCCCGGACCGAGGUCGCCGUGAAGAGGGUGUCACAUGAGUCGAGACAAGGGAUGAGGGAGUUCAUCGCUGAGGUUGUCAGCAUCGGCCGCAUUCGACACCGCAACCUCGUGCAAUUGCUCGGGUAUUGCAGGCGCAAAGGGGAGCUCUUGCUGGUCUACGAUUAUAUGCCAAAUGGUAGCCUUGACAAGUACCUGCACGGGUGCGACGAGAAGCCGAUCCUCGAUUGGGCUCAGAGGAUCUACAUCAUCAAAGGUGUCGCGUCUGGCCUAUUGUAUAUGCACGAGGAUUGGGAGCAAGUUGUCAUCCAUAGAGAUAUCAAGGCGAGCAAUGUGCUUCUUGAUAGCGAGAUGAAUGGACGACUAGGUGACUUUGGACUUGCAAGGUUGUAUGACCAUGGAGCUGACCCGCAGACCACGCAUGUGGUUGGCACCAUGGGAUACCUGGCGCCGGAGAUGGUUCGCUCCGGCAAGGCGACCACUCGCUCCGACGUGUUCGCCUUCGGCGCGUUUCUCCUUGAGGUCACCUGCGGCAGGAGGCCAAUAGAGGAGGAGGAGGAGGUCGCCGGCGCCGGCGCUGACGACGACGACCGCUUCGUGCUCGUGGACUGGGUGCUCGGGCACUGGCGCGAGGGCGCCAUCACCGACGCGGUGGACGCCAAGCUCCGCGGCGAGUACGACGCCGCGGAGGCGGAGCUGGUGCUGCGGCUGGGGCUGACGUGCCUGCACCCGUCGCCGGCGGCGAGGCCGAGCAUGCGGCAGGUGAUGCAGUACCUCGACGGCAGCGCGCCGCUGCCGGAGCUGCCGCCGACGUACGUGACGUUCAACAUGCUCGCCACCAUGGACACGCACCAGAACGUCUACGGGGCGUGGUCGGUCCGGCGGUCGUCGGCGAUGAGCGUCGCCACCGUGUCUGACAUUGGACUCUCCGGCGGCAGAUGACGUAGGCCAGGUGUUCGACAUUAGGACUCCAGUUGAUUAGGAUCAACUUCACGUUGGUAGCACUAAUUGUAGACUGUGAUUUGACUUUUUAGCUUGCAAUUAGCAAUUAGCAACAGAUGUUAUUUGGGGGAGAUGGCGUUUGUUUGUUAGAUAGUAUGAAAUUUUGAUCUGAACAGUUUCAGGAUUCCUUCUGCUUUGAUCUGAACAAUAAUACUAGUACUACACGUUCGACAUAA
This is a messenger RNA of Oryza sativa Japonica Group (Japanese rice), 4371 nucleotides long. RefSeq names its product L-type lectin-domain containing receptor kinase SIT2-like. The record is from RefSeq and is a predicted model, not a curated record. NCBI's taxonomy places the organism in Eukaryota, Viridiplantae, Streptophyta, Magnoliopsida, Poales, Poaceae. Gene Ontology annotation, biological process: defense response to bacterium; defense response to oomycetes; protein phosphorylation. Gene Ontology annotation, molecular function: carbohydrate binding; ATP binding; transmembrane receptor protein serine/threonine kinase activity. Gene Ontology annotation, cellular component: plasma membrane.